Pseudo-nitzschia multistriata is the source of this 3759-nucleotide messenger RNA. The record is from the annotation of a GenBank genome assembly. NCBI's taxonomy places the organism in Eukaryota, Bacillariophyta, Bacillariophyceae, Bacillariales, Bacillariaceae.
GUAAACGGUGCUGCUCUCGUCUGCUAAGUGAGGAGCACAACCCCGCAAGGCAACUGCAGUCAAUACCAAAAAUUGCAUACGGUACAAGCAAGAUGUCGACAGUUAAACAAACGCCGCUUCCCACACCUUUAAAGGGGAAGGCAGAUUGGAGGGAGUACAAAGCGUUCCGGUUAGAGAAUGGGGUCACGUGUCUGGCAAUUAACGACAAGGAGAGCAAGACGACUGCCAUGUCAUGUAUAGUGGAGGUCGGUGCAUCUUCCGAUCCUAGAGAGUUGAGCGGACUCGCUCAUUUUUGCGAACAUAUGUGUUUUCUGGGUUCAGAAAAGUACCCGGGCGAAAACCAGUAUAAACGCUACCUAUCCUCACACGGCGGCCGUUCGAAUGCGAGUACAUCCAUGCAUCUCACAAACUUCAAGUUCGAAGUCCUCGCAGACCAUGCCGAAAAGGCUGUCGAUAUCUUUAGCAACUUUUUCGUGUCGCCACUGUUCACAUCGUCUGGUACAAGCCGAGAAGUGCAGGCGGUUUCAUCGGAAAAUUCAAAGAAUCUGACAGCAGACGGACGCCGCCGUUUGCAAAUACUCAAGGACUUGGCGGAUCAAGAUCACUACUAUUCCAAGUUUUCGACCGGAAAUUCAGAGACUCUUCCGUCUGACAGUCCCGAAAAACUUGAAUGGCUUCGUGAAGCCUUGUUGGCCUUUCAUCGAAGGCAUUACCGUCCCGAGAAGAUGACGGUAGUGAUUGCGGGUCCCCAGCCCAUGGAAACACUGGAAAAAUGGGUUGGAGAGCGCUAUUCGAAGAUCAAAACUGCUUCUAGUAGUUCCAAUGGCGAGAUCGAGGAAUCAAUAGCAGCGCUUAGGCUUAAUGUAGAAAAGCUAGUAGCGAUUGCUGCAAAGGACGCCCCGCCAUACGCGUUCGAGGAAGCGGCUCCACCGUACAACUCGGCAUUUAGGUCGUCCCUUUUGAAAAGUAACGAAGACGGUGAUAGCACCUGGCCAAUAUUGCUCACGACCAAACCACUGCGAUCUAUGAGGAAGCUCAACAUGAUGUUUCCAAUUCCGUCGGAUCGCAAAACGCCGGACCGAGCUCCUUCGUCCAUGUUGUCCCACUUGCUGGGACACGAAGGAGUUGGAAGUGCCUUUGCCGCAUUGCAAAACAGUGGCCUUCUUAGUUCGUUAUCUUCGGGCGCAAGAACAAGGGCCCCUGAUUUCACUCUCUUUCAAAUUGAUAUGGGACUCACAGAGAAGGGGGAAGAAAAUUGGGAGGAAGUGGCGAAUACAAUCUUUGCAUACUGUCGAAUGCUACAGAAAAAGGCCAACGGGAAAAACAACGAUGGGAACGACGAUCCAGAAGCUGUCAACGAACUCAGGCGUAUAUGGGAAGAGAAUGGCGAGUUACACAGGAUAUUUUUUGACCAGACAUCACCGUCAGGGGCCUACAGCUAUGCUCCGGAUAUUUGCGACAGUGUAGUAUCUUACGGGACGGAAGCUUGUUUGAGUGCCGGAAGGAUGCUUCACGAAACGAAAGCAUCAUUUCCAUUAAAGGACUUCACCGAAUAUACGGAACUGUUGGUUCCCGAGAAUUGCAUAGUUGAACGUUGCAGCGAAGAAGCAUACAAAGAAAUGGAAAUGAAGGAUAAGGGUUUAUUCCCAGACGGCUUCGGUCUGAAAAAGGAACGAUGGUAUGGUGUAGAGUAUUAUUUGGCACAAAUCGAGAAAAACCGCGUCUUAGAAUGGAAAGGCCUAGAUGGACUCUCCGCAAUGAACAAUGGCACAAAUGUAGUUUGCCAAUCAAGUGGGUUGCAUUUGCCAUUACCAAACCGUUAUAUUCCACGCACCCUGGAAUUGUGCCCGGAUUUGCCAGAAGAAGCAAGGAGGGGCCAACGGAUUGACAAACCCAUAGACCCUCCAUCCCUCCUUGUAAACGAAGAAAACUGGAAGCUUUUCCAUCGGCUCGACGACCGAUACGCGCUCCCAAAGUCCAGCCUGCAGCUCUUGAUAAGAAACCUUUCGUUGCAGAACACCAAGAAUGAAAAGGGUGAAUGGAUUCACAAUCCAAAAUCUGUGUUGUUGUCUUCAUUCCUUGCCGCCAUAUUCAACGAGUCAAUGGCGCAAGAGACUUACGAUGCAAGUCUUGCAGGACUGCGCUGGUCCCUAUCGAUCGGGUCGACCGGAAUCAAAUUGAAUUGCUUUGGAUUUUCGGAUCGGCUGCCGGAUCUCGCACUGAGGGUUCUAAGCGACUUUUUGUCUGGCGAAUUCUUGAGGGACGAGAAAUUCUUCGUGGCAAGCAGAGACCGUGUCAUCCGCAGCCUAGGAACGUAUUUCGAGUCACGACGCGCGGAUGCUCACGCCAUGUAUUACCGCGACUCGUUGUUGAGUUCAAAGGAUGAAGGGGUGGCCGAGAAACUCGAAAUAGCAAUUGCAGCCGAAUUCGAAGACGUUGUAAAGCACCACCAAACCGUUCUGCAAGACACCGAACGAUCCGUUCAGUGUCUUUUCAACGGCAACGUUUCUCGGGGAGAGGCCAUGGAAUUUUUUUCAAGCGCGAAAGCAAAGAUCAAAGAGGCUUACGAAGCACGAGCCCAAGAGCCGUUGGAUGACGAGGCCCAAACUCUUAUCGACCCGGGGAUGGUCGAGCGACAACUCCAACAGGGACAGGACAUCGAGCUGCAUUUCAGCAGCCAGAAUGUCGAAGAAGAAAACGGUGCCGUCUUGUGUUCGUAUCAAUCCUCGAUUCCGUCGUUCAAAGGCGAAACAUUGUCCCAUCCGUUGGCACUUCGUUCGAGUUCCACCAUUCGGUUGAUUUGCCACAUGAUGCGGGAACCACUGUUCGAUUCGCUCCGCACCAAGCAGCAGCUUGGCUACAUUGUUAGCUCCUACUACGAAAUCGGAAUGACCAGCCAGUCGAACGAGAACGGCCGGGUGCCUCUGACGACCCCGGUGGACUUUAUCUCGAUCAAUGUUUUGAGCCAGAAAAUGGCACCCCCCGACAUUGCCGAUCGAAUCGAUGAAUUCAUCGAGGACUUCCGUCGGUCCCUGGAGGCAAUGCCCGAGUCCGAGAUCCGCGACCACGCCGAUGCCCUGGCCACGAAACUCCUCAAGCCGACGCAAAAACUCCUGCAGGAGGCUGGCUCGCAGUACUCGCGGAUCCAGCACUACGGCCCCGAGGUCUUUCACCGGCGCAAACAGCAGAGCGUUGCUCCCGGAGCACCGGCAACCGUUGGUGGACACGAGAUUCCCUGGGACACUACCAAAGCGCUGGCCUCGACGAUUCGCGGCCUGGGCCGGGAGGACCUGCUGGAGACCUUCGAUCGGAUGACCCACCCGUCGCGCCGGUCCCGGGUCGUCUCGUGCGUCUACGGAAAAAAGUUUCCCCUGGCCACCGGCGGCGCUUCCGCGGGACCCGGGCGGCGCCCCUCCCCGAUCGCUUCCGUGGUCGGCGCCAUGGUGCCCUUGUGGCGCCCCCGGCCCCGGACGACCCCGAACCCGGCGAUCGUCGUCGGGAGCCUCCAAGAGCUCCUCUCGCUCCGUCGCCGCCUACCCGGCUUCGACCUUGCCGGGCGGGGGCCACCGGUCCGGGCCCGCGGGAGGACCAUGGCGGCGGUCGGCCUGGGAGUGGCCCUCCUCGGGGUGGCGGCGGCGGCCCGCCGCGAACGCCCGCCGACGGCGCCCGGGCGGAAGGAGGCGUCCUAGGAACCACCGCAGCAACGGAAGGGCCCGGGCCAGCCGGCCCUGCCACCACGGCACCCUAACGAUAACCACA